AUGAAUGUUGCUACAAGUUUUGAGACAGAGAAUUCUGAGUUUAUAGAAGUUGAUCCUACUGGAAGAUAUGGAAGAUACAAUGAAAUUCUUGGCAAAGGAGCUUCCAAGACAGUAUAUAGAGCAUUUGAUGAGUAUGAUGGAAUAGAAGUAGCAUGGAAUCAAGUAAAGCUUUAUGACUUUUUGAAAAAUCCUCAAGACCUUGAGAGGUUAUACUGUGAAAUUCAUCUUCUCAAGACAUUGAAGCAUAAGAACAUCAUGAAGUUCUACACUUCUUGGGUUGAUACUACCAAUAGACACAUUAAUUUUGUCACUGAGAUGUUCACAUCUGGGACUCUAAGACAGUACAGACUUAAGCAUAAAAGAGUUAAUAUAAGAGCUGUUAAGCAUUGGUGCAGACAGAUUUUGGAAGGUCUCCUCUAUCUCCAUAGCCAGGACCCUCCUGUGAUCCAUAGAGAUCUCAAAUGUGAUAACAUUUUCAUCAAUGGUAACCAAGGAGAAGUCAAAAUCGGUGAUCUUGGCCUCGCUGCAAUUCUCCGCAGAUCGAAUGCUGUUCACUGCGUUGGAACACCCGAGUUUAUGGCUCCCGAAGUAUAUGAAGAGCAUUACAAUGAAUUGGUUGACAUAUACGCUUUCGGAAUGUGUAUAUUGGAGAUGGUCACCUUCGAAUAUCCUUAUAGCGAAUGCAACCAUCCUGCUCAAAUUUACAAAAAAGUUGUCUCUGGAAAAAUGCCAGAAUCACUUUACAAAGUAAAUGAUCAAGAGGUUAAGCAGUUUGUAGAGAAAUGUUUGGCAACUGUGUCCCUUAGGCUCUCGGCUAGGGAACUCUUAGAUGACCCUUUUCUCCAAAUUGACGAUUAUGGAUCUGACUCGAAAGAAUUUCAGUUUCAAAGAGGUUGCUAUGAAGUAACACCAACACUUAGACAAACUGUGAAUGGAAGUUAUAGCAAUGGCUUAAUGAGCUUGGACACUGAUAAUCCUGGUGGUUAUCAAAAUGAUUUUGAUCUCUUUGAUUGUGAACAGGAUUAUAAUUUGGAUAAAGUUGAUACCUCAAUCAAAGGUAGGAGAAGAGAUGAUGGCAUCUUUCUGAGAAUCAGAAUACCAGAUAAAGAAGGUCGAGUUCGAAACAUCUACUUCCCGUUCGACACGGAGACUGAUACCGCAUUGAGUGUUGCGUAUGAAAUGGUUGCGGAGCUUGACGUAACUGACCAAAACUUAACAAAAUUAGCAAAUAUGAUAGAUAAUGAAAUCGCAACUUUGGUACCAGGAUGGAAAAUGGGACCAAGAAUAGAUCAAGUUUCAGAAGCUUCUAGUGCAAGUUUCUGUCUCAACUGUGCUGCAAACAAUACCUUAGUUGAUUAUGUAUCAUCCAAUAAUCCAUGUGCCAAGAAUCUUCAAUUUUUCCAUUGUUCUAAAAGCGGAUGUGCCGCGGUUCACGGAAGAUUCGAGGAGAUUACGUAUCAAUACGAUGGGUCUGCAAACACUGCUACAGAAGCUGAACCACCAAGUCAACCCAAUGGCAUUCAUUAUGCAGAUAUCUGGGGUCAGCGAGACGAACGAGAGUCAAAUCAUGAAGAACUGAAAGACAUUCAUUGCGAUGAAUCUCACGAGAAAUCUAAACUAUCACUCAUAAAGGAGGAUGAAGAGGAGAAUAGUGUUAAUGUAGAUGACCAAAUUAAUCUUAAUACCAAAAGGCCUCCUUCUAGCCCUGCAGCAUCAGAAUGUUCAUUAUUCUUGGACUAUGAAAAUGAUAUAAGGCAUGAAUUAAGAUGGCUCAAAGCAAGGUACCAAAUGAAUUUAAGAGAGCUUAGAGGCCAUCAACUAGGUAUUGAUGCUGCAAAAUGCAACACUUUGGAUGACCAAAUUAUUCCAAGUAUUGCUUGUGAUACAAGUCAUCCUAACAAUUCUCAACAAAUGGUCACGGCCAAGGAUUUCUUUGCAAGAGCUUUGCUUCCAACCUCGCUUCAAAGGGCAACCUCACUUCCAGUCGAUGCAGUUGAUGUCUAG
This is a messenger RNA of Vicia faba (fava bean), 2004 nucleotides long. Lineage: Eukaryota; Viridiplantae; Streptophyta; Magnoliopsida; Fabales; Fabaceae. The record is from the annotation of a GenBank genome assembly.